Nomascus leucogenys (northern white-cheeked gibbon) is the source of this 1528-nucleotide messenger RNA. NCBI's taxonomy places the organism in Eukaryota, Metazoa, Chordata, Mammalia, Primates, Hylobatidae. The record is from RefSeq and is a predicted model, not a curated record.
AUGGUCUUCCAGGCUCUCAGGCUCCUCUGCCUUCUGCUUGGGCUUCAGGGCUGUCUGGCUGCAGGCGGGGUCGCUGAGGCCUCAGGAGGAGAAACACGGGACAUGCCGUGGAAGCCGGGGCCUCACAGAGUCUUCAUAACCCAGGAGGAAGCCCACGGCGUCCUGCAUAGGCGCCGGCGCGCCAACACGUUCCUGGAGGAGCUGCGGCCGGGCUCCCUGGAGAGGGAGUGCAAGGAGGAGCAGUGCUCCUUUGAGGAGGCCCGGGAGAUCUUCAAGGACCUGGAGAGGACGAAGCUGUUCUGGAUUUCUUACAGCGAUGGGGACCAGUGUGCCUCAAGUCCAUGCCAGAAUGGGGGCUCCUGCAAGGACCAGCUCCAGUCCUAUAUCUGCUUCUGCCUCCCUGCCUUCGAGGGCCGGAACUGUGAGACGUACAAGGACGACCAGCUGAUCUGCGUGAACGAGAACGGCGGCUGUGAGCAGUACUGCAGUGACCACACGGGUGCCAAGCGCUCCUGUCGGUGCCACGAGGGGUACUCUCUGCUGGCAGACGGGGUGUCCUGCACACCCACAGUUGAAUAUCCAUGUGGAAAAAUACCUAUUCUGGAAAAAAGGAAUGCCAGCAAACCCCAAGGCCGAAUUGUGGGGGGCAGGGUGUGCCCCAAAGGGGAGUGUCCAUGGCAGGUCCUGUUGUUGGUGAACGGAGCUCAAUUGUGUGGGGGGACCCUGAUAAACACCAUCUGGGUGGUCUCCGCGGCCCACUGUUUCGACAAAAUCAAGUGCUGGAGGAACCUGAUCGCGGUGCUGGGCGAGCACGACCUCAGCAAGCACGAUGGGGACGAGCAGAGGCGGCGGGUGGCGCAGGUCAUCAUCCCCAGCACGUAUGUCCCAGGCACCACCAACCACGACAUCGCGCUGCUCCGCCUGCACCGGCCUGUGGUCCUCACUGACCAUGUGGUGCCCCUCUGCCUGCCCGAACGGACGUUCUCCGAGAGGACGCUGGCCUUCGUGCGCUUCUCAUUGGUCAGCGGCUGGGGUCAGCUGCUGGACCGUGGCGCCACAGCCCUGGAGCUCAUGGCCCUCAACGUGCCCCGGCUGAUGACCCAGGACUGCCUGCAGCAGUCACGGAAGGUGGGAGACUCCCCGAAUAUCACGGAGUACAUGUUCUGUGCCGGCUACUCGGAUGGCAGCAAGGACUCCUGCAAAGGGGACAGUGGAGGCCCACACGCCACCCGCUACCGGGGCACAUGGUACCUGACAGGCAUCGUCAGCUGGGGCCAGGGCUGCGCGGCCGUGGGUCACUUUGGGGUGUACACCAGGGUCUCCCAGUACAUCGAGUGGCUGCAAAAGCUCAUACGCUCAGAGCCACGCCCAGGUGUUCUCCUGCGAGCCCCAUUUCCCUAGCAGCAGCCCUGCCCCGUGGAGAGAAAGCCAACGCUGCGUAGAACUGUCCUGGCACCAAAUCCCAUCAACUCUUCUGCAGUUCAUGGGGUAGAGGAGGGCAUGGGAGGGAGGGAGAGGUGGGGAGGGA